CAUUGCUGCUUCACGGGGAAAUGGAAGUCUUGUAUCUCUUAUGCUCAAUCCUCAAUCCUAUCCACAUUUUUCACUUCCCUCGCUUUCUCUCUCCUUCUGCCCUUCCGCUUCCUCCUCACGCGCCACCGUCAUCCUCCUCCUUCACUCUCCACCAUCCAAAUUGAAGCCGUUUCUCUCUACGAAGGUAUCGUAUGGCACGAGCGUCGCCGCCCCGUCCGCCAUUCUUUCCGGUACUCCGUCCGCUACGCUCUUUUCGACCUCGAUCACGCUCCCAACACGCCACCCGAUCACCUCUCCGCCGACGAGGUUCGUAGGUUUACCAAAACUGACGGCCCUGUUUUUCUGCUAACAAUUCCUCCAAGCGUGGGGUACGAACAGAAUCCAUUGAGCAUAUAUUAUUGCUAUGAUUUGGAGGGAAACACUAAGCUUCUGAAGAAAUGCAUAGCUGAGGUGACUAAUACACCCUGGGGCGAAAGAGUAUUAUUUGUUUUUGACCCAAAUUCUGAUUUAGUGGCAAAACCAUUGCAUGUCAGCCCUUUCAUGGAUAUGCUCGGGAGUUGGAGCCUUAAAGCAAAUGCUCCUGAUCAAAAUUUACUAGUUACAAUUUCUGUUCAACACCCUGAGCUUGGUGAUUAUUUUCUGGCCACCUUGAAAGCCAAAAGAAUCUCCCCGGAAUCAGUGCAUGAUCAUGCACUAUUUUUAUGGUUGAUGCCUCAUAAGGUUGCCCUGUGGAUAUAAUGGCAUGCUCUGAAGCUAUGGUGGAAAAAUGUGUCAUUCAUACAACACCCAAGGUACACAAAUCCGUCAUACAGGGAGGAUGCUUCGAAUCGUGAUAGAAAACUGCAAUGAUGUCCAGUAUUGAGAUCGAACAAAGACGAACACAUGCAGGUUGGAGGGAGUGAUUUGGUAACCGAGGUUGAGAGAUACCACGGGGAACGAUAUUUUGUAUGGAGAGAUGCUAAGUGGCCAUGGUCAUGAAUACUACAAUCAAUAUUGAGCUUGCAUGCCAAACAAAAGAAGAAAUAAUGUUCUAUUCAAGACCAGUGUUGGAUAUUGCAUUAUGGUAAUUAAUUGUCAUGAACUAGGGCAAUUUAAAGGUGGAGAGAUCUUGCCUUGAAGACCUUAACUGGCUAAUUACAAUAGCUGUGAAGUUUAUUACUUAAACUUUAUGUUAAAACUAUGUUUUAAUCCAGUCUGUC
This is a messenger RNA of Hibiscus syriacus, 1199 nucleotides long. RefSeq lists its product as uncharacterized. The transcript has 5 exons. Lineage: Eukaryota; Viridiplantae; Streptophyta; Magnoliopsida; Malvales; Malvaceae. The annotation marks the transcript as partial. The record is from RefSeq and is a predicted model, not a curated record.